This is a messenger RNA of Xenopus laevis (African clawed frog), 2631 nucleotides long. RefSeq names its product pirin L homeolog (gene pir.L). The record is from RefSeq and is a predicted model, not a curated record. The coding region runs from base 274 to 1146 and encodes 290 amino acids. The transcript has 11 exons. Lineage: Eukaryota; Metazoa; Chordata; Amphibia; Anura; Pipidae. Gene Ontology annotation, molecular function: quercetin 2,3-dioxygenase activity. Gene Ontology annotation, cellular component: nucleus. Gene Ontology annotation, biological process: monocyte differentiation.
UCGGUGAUCAGAGAGCCUAUAUAUUCCUGCAGCUGAGAAGGAAGGGGGUGAGUGGGCUUUUCCAUUAGCAGCUCAUUAAUACUGUUAGAAGAGAGGUCCUUGCCUAAUGUGCUGCAAUAAAAGUUUCGUGUAGAAGAACGAUAUCUGCCUCGGCUUAAGUGAUCUCUUCUUCCAUCUCCUUUUCCCCAAAGUACGAGAAGAGUGAAAAUGCUUUAAAAAAAAAAAGCUAUUUGAUCAUAAUUAUUCCAAUGCAGAUCAACUCUCACAGCAAGAAUGUCCAUUAGAAAAGUAAUAAAAACUGUUCUAAGCGUCGAACAGUCCGAGGGAGUUGGCGCCCGGGUCCGCAGAAGCAUUGGCAGAGUUGAGUUAAAAAAUCUGGAUCCGUUUUUGAUGCUGGAUGAAUUUAAAGGAGGUAAACCGGCAGGCUUUCCAGAUCACCCACACAGAGGAUUUGAAACUGUCUCCUACUUGCUGGAUGGCGGGUCCAUGGCACAUGAAGACUUUUGUGGGCAUGUUGGCAGAUUGGAUCCUGGAGAUCUACAGUGGAUGACAGCAGGCCGUGGUAUAGUUCAUGCCGAGAUGCCAUGCACAACAGAACCAGCGCAUGGAUUGCAACUGUGGGUUAAUCUUAGAAGCACAGAAAAAAUGAUUCCGCCCCAGUACCAAGAAUUGAAAUGCUCUGAUAUCCCAAAACCAUCAAAGGACGGAGUCACCGUUGCUGUGAUUUCGGGGGAAUGCAUGGACAUUAAGUCUAAAGUUUAUACCCGGACACCCACCCUGUACCUAGACUUCAAGCUAGAGAAAAAUGCUCAACACACGCAAGCAAUUCCUAAAGGUUGGACAGCUUUCAUCUAUACACUGUCUGGCGUAAUAUCUGUGGGGCCACCUGAUGCCCAGCAGAAGAUUGAGGCACACCACACUGCAGUGCUUGAUGAUGGAGAUAGAGCUCACUUUGAAAACCAGAAUGAAGAAUUAAGCCAUUUUGUCCUGAUUGCCGGAGAACCAAUAAAAGAGCCAGUUGUACAGCAUGGUCCGUUUGUAAUGAACACAAGAGAAGAAAUAGCUAAAACAAUCGAGGAUUUCAGUUUAGGAAUCAAUGGAUUUGAGCACGCUCACACAUGGAAGUCAAAGAUUGGGAAGAAAUGAGGAGCCAAGCCAAUCAUUCCUGUCUAUUCACCACCGGGGCAAAAGAAAAGUAUCACUUCUUUAUUCUCCAUGUUGCGGGGAAUUCUCACAGCACAUACUGUCAGUUUUUUUCUUUGUUUUUUUUAUACUGGACUUAAAAAAUUAGCAAAAUACAUUUUAUAUUAAGUUUAAACAAGUUUUAGAUAAAAUACAUUCCUCCUGUUAACCCUGCAUAUGCCCACAAUUUACUCACGCAGGCAAAAAAACAUGCAUCUGUAUCAGCACAUACUGUAUGCAGGGCUCUUUCAUGACUCGUAUGAUAUACAGAUAUAUGUGUGUGUGCAUGGGCAGAGAGGACCCAAAAGCAAGAGAAAAUAGCUUUACAAUAUACAGGUAAUCAUGUUCCCCCAUUAAAAAAUACAAACACAUUAGAAUUCAUGACCGUUUAAAGGCUCACGGUCGAGCCCUAUGCAAUGCCAGAUGGGCAGGGCAGACCCGUGCCCAACUCAAAACCACUAACUCACAACCCGACCCUGAGACCUGUUAUCAAGUGCCCUGAUUCCGCUACUCGAUUCUACCUGAGCUACCAGAAGCUUUAACCUGACCUGGGGACCCACAUAAACUGAAAAUGAUGUCACUGUUGAACAGAAGUGAUGUCACUCCGGAGGUUCAACCAGGUCAGGGGGAAAAAUGACUUUUAACUUCACGAGAUGGGGGAGAAUUCAAGCCUGCAAUCAGCCUGGGUACCUGCAGACCACCUGCAUGUUCAGGAAUUACCCAAAACCUGACCACUUUGCGGGUAAUCCGCAGGUGCCCGAUUCUAGCAAAGGCCCGGUGCUUUUAUAUAGGUCAUAGAACUCAAGGUAACUUCUAAUUUCCUUCUAUUUUACAAUAGGGAGUACAUUAUUAAUUAUAACACCUGAGUUUUAGUAAGUCAUGUGACACACAUUACAUCACUAAUCACUAACUGAUGACAUCACUAUGCACCGUUUAUAUACUGAUAUAAUACACAAGAGCCAUGAAUAUCCUGUAAAUUAUAUCCUUAUAAACGGUGCUUAAUGAUGUCAUCCGUUAUAAUCGGAGAUUAGUGAUGUCAUUUCUGUCACAUGACUCACUGAAACUUGUGUAUUAUAAUAAAUAAAGUACCCCCUGUUGCGAAAUAUGACUAUAUUAGAAGUCACCUCAGAAUUCCAUGACUUGUAUAAAAACACUCGACUAUAUGGUCAUGGAACUCCUCAGUAAUUUAUAAUAUCCUUAUAUUUUACAAUAGGGGGUACUUUAUUCACUAUAAUUUACAGGAUAUUCCUGGCUCUUGUGUACUAUAUGUUAAUGCACAAUACAUUAUGCACUGAACAAUUUUUUUAAUAACUGUUCCAGUCUGGAACUCUGGUUCCAUUUUCACAUCUUUUACUUUUUUAAAGCGUUCUGAUUUGCCUUUUGUGGCUGUUUCUAUUUAAUUCUACUUUCCAAUAAAUCCGAUUCGACAAUAAAUCUGAUUCAAAGCUA